This is a messenger RNA of Aegilops tauschii subsp. strangulata, 1065 nucleotides long. RefSeq lists its product as uncharacterized. The record is from RefSeq and is a predicted model, not a curated record. Gene Ontology annotation, biological process: regulation of DNA-templated transcription. Lineage: Eukaryota; Viridiplantae; Streptophyta; Magnoliopsida; Poales; Poaceae. Gene Ontology annotation, molecular function: double-stranded DNA binding.
AUGCUCCGCCUCCGCCUCCGAGAGUGCUUCGUUUCCCAUCUCCUCGCCUCUCCCUCCACCUGUUCCAUCUCCCCACUCCGCCGCCUCCUCUCCGCCGCCGCGUCGCCCCCUAUUUGCCCGAAACCUAGUAGCUUCGCCGUCGAGGACUACCUCAUCAACACCUGCGGUCUCACCCGGCCCCAAGCCCUCAAGGCCUCCACCAAGAUCUCCCACCUCAAGUCCCCCGCCAAACCCAACGCCGUCCUCGCCUUCCUCGCCGGCCUCGGCCUCUCCGGCGCCGACGUUGCCGCGGUCGUCGCCAAGGACCCGCAGCUCCUAUGCGCCAAAGUGGACAAAACCCUGGCUCCUAAGGUCGCCAGGCUCGCCGGCCUCGGUUUCUCGCGUCCUCAGAUCGCCCGCCUCGUCUCCGUCACCCCCUACUGCUUCCGCUCCAGAAACUUUGUGUCCAAGCCCAAUGUUGACUUCCUGAGGGAGUGCGGGCUAUCUGCUUGUGAUAUUGCCAAUCUGGCUAUGUAUAACCGGGGGAUGUUGACAACCAACUUGGAGCACCUCCAGGCGAUGGUGACAUGUGCCGAAGGUAUAGGUGUGCCCCGUGGCUCUGGGAUGUUCAGACAAGCGCUACAUGCUAUCGCAUUCCAAAACCCGGAGAAGAUUGCCGCCAAAGUGAACUACUUGAAGAACACGUUCAAGUGGUCGCACGCCGAGGCUGGCAUCGCGGUGUCUAAAGCACCGAUUCUCUUGAGGAUGUCAAAGGACAAGCUGCAGCGCACAUCUCAGUUCCUCAUCCCUGAGGCGGGAUUAGAACCAGCACGCAUUGCUCAUCGGCCAAUACUGCUCACUUACAGCCUGGAGGGCCGGCUCAGGCCCCGGCACUACGUUCUAAAGUUUGUUAAGGAAAAUGGGUUGCUCGAUCGUGAUCGGAGCUACUUCUCCGCAGUCGAUAUGACCGAGAAUGUUUUUGUGGAGAAGUUCGUGCGCCCUCACAUCGAAGCUGCGCCGCACCUUGCUGAAGACUAUGCUGCUGCUUGCCGAGGGGAAGUACCCACUAGAUUCAUACUUGCUUGA